AUGUUCCUCAGGCUGGUCUUGGUUACUCUGCUGAUCUUACGCACCGUGUCUGCCAGUAUCUAUCCGACAUUCCCUGUGGCGAGUUCUGUUAUGCAUGCUGGUCGACUGAACGCUCUCCGCUGGACUGAUGACAAGAAGCGACCGUCAGUCAAAACGAUGGGCCCGGUCAGGGUUGAUCUAUACGCGGGCGAUAGAUACGUCACGAAUCUGGCGGACGGAGUUGACCCGAAGUCCCUCGCGGCCGACAUUUGGAUCUCUCCGGCGUGGGGGUACAAUGGCCCGGAUUACACCAUACGUUUCACUUGCGAGCAGCCUCGCCACGUAGUUUGGACGGCUGACUUCGCCGUUACAGGCAUGUCAAGCCUUGCUCCCCUCGAUGGACCCACAAUCGAUGCUCACAACGAGAGUGCCGUGAGCAUCUCAUACGUCACGCCGAAGCUGACCGUCGUCCUUCCGGGAACAACUACAACGUCAACAUCGCAGUCUAUGCCCACCACACUAGAGCCGUCGAUGACUGCUCCCCCGAUCUCAAACCUGGACGGCGGUCAACACAUGGCUCACGGCAAGACGGGCUCGGCGGCUGCAGGGCUCCGCAAACGGCCGACAGUUGAUUUGGAGCGGCUUAAGUUCCGAUUCGUGUUCAUCUUCUGGCCGACGCUCAUCGGCAUCACUAUGGCUCUCUAG
Dichomitus squalens LYAD-421 SS1 is the source of this 684-nucleotide messenger RNA. RefSeq lists its product as uncharacterized. The record is from RefSeq and is a predicted model, not a curated record. The transcript is spliced from 3 exons. Gene Ontology annotation, biological process: cell wall biogenesis; (1->6)-beta-D-glucan biosynthetic process. The coding region runs from base 1 to 684 and encodes 227 amino acids. Lineage: Eukaryota; Fungi; Basidiomycota; Agaricomycetes; Polyporales; Polyporaceae.